Messenger RNA from Durusdinium trenchii, 2448 nucleotides. The record is from the annotation of a GenBank genome assembly. NCBI's taxonomy places the organism in Eukaryota, Dinophyceae, Suessiales, Symbiodiniaceae.
AUGGCCGAGCUGCGAUACAACAAAGAUGGCAUUCCCAUCUUCGAUGGAACUGCUGAACAGUAUGUGCCCUACAGAAGGGCAGCUCUCAACUAUGUAGAGACUCUGGAAUGGAAGAAACGUGUUUUAGCUGGACCCCGUCUUCAGACGGCCUUAGAAGGAUCAGCUCGAGUUGCAGUUCAGCAUCAGCUGCCAGGCUGGAUCAGCCAUAGUGAAGGUGCGCUGCAACUGCUCAAUUUCCUCAAGACGAAGAUCCAAUCUCCAACUCUAGCUGAAGCUGGAAAAUCCAUCUCCCGAUUCUUCUACAGUGUGAAACGCCGCAAGGGCGAAAGCAUGAACGAGUGGAUCAUCAGACACCACUGUAUGAUGCUCGCCGGACUCUCGCAGAAGCCAUCCAUGAAUAUGGGGGUGGGGACCUCCAUCAUGUUCAUUCUGGCCUCGCAGCGACUAGUGCCGGCACAGGCCGACCGAGUCGAUCCUCCACCUUUUCGUGAUGAUGGACGAAUGAAUGAUGAAGGAGAAGAGGACCAUGACGGUGAAGCCGAUGCUUGGGUGGAACCGGGAGACCAUUACUGGCGUGGGAGAAAUGCUUGGUCUUCCUGGUCACGAUCCUGGCAUGACAAUCACUGGGAUUGGUAUGAAGGCACAUCGACAGAGGCUCCAUCAUCCAGACAGUCCAAGUAUGAUGUGUCCGAAGCAGCAUCCCAGGAAGCUGACAAGUUUCUGCCAGACUUCGUUGUCGCAUGGAUGCUGCUGCAAAGAUCAGGCUUGGACAGUACAGAACGUGGUGCCAUCAUCGCCAAUUUGAAGAACCAAUUCACAACGGAACAUGUCAAGAGUGCCCUCCGAAUUGCUUGGCCAGAUGACGACCUCAAGAAGCGAGACCAUCAAAGAGGCUCAGUCCUCCUGGUGGAUGAUGAUGAGGAAGCCUUUUUCCAUGAUGAUGAUCAAGGUGACCUACAUGAGUGGGAACCGCCUGAGGAAGAUCAAGCUGAGUACUCAUAUCUCUCCUCUGAGGUUGAAUCUGCACUUCAAGCCUAUCAAGGUGCUCGAAGGACCUUGAAGGAGGCAAGGGAGAAGCAAAGCUUGUUCCGGAAGAGUCGUCAAUUCUUCCCAGGCAAGCGUGAAACGACCACCCGCUUCAAGACGGAGGUGACCUCAGUGAAACGAUGCUUCAAGUGUGGUGGCAAUCAUUCCACUCAUGAAUGUCCUCAGAAGAGUGGUGGAUCACACGGGCAACAAUCCGCUCACUUGGCCUUCCAAGUGUAUGGCAGCUGCUCUGAGCCGAAACGAUCAGCUACGACCUCUACACAGGAACUUGGCCUUUCACUGUCCCAGAUCCUAGCUGAAGGAAAAGCAAUCAUUGAUGGUGGUGCGACAUCCUCAGUGGGAUCCUCAGAAGCUCUGGACCAAAUCCUCAACCUUCAGGCAGCCAAUGCCUGGACUCCACAGGUUGAGGUUGAAGUUCAAAACCAACCAAACUUCCGUUUCGGAAACGGUGGUCAGAAGCAAUGCCUGAGCACUGCCAAGCUUGCUGUCCCCCUAGGAGGGACGAGUGGAACCAUGAACAUUCACGUUCAUGACAUUGAUGGCCAACCUGUGUUGCUGAGCAUUUCUGCUCUGCGCACUCUGGGAGCAGUGAUUGACUUCCAGAGUGAUGAAAUGAUUUUGAAGUCAGUGGACCCCCGCCAAGUGAUCAAAUUGGAAACCACACCUGGGGGCCACCAAGUGUUUCCAUUGACCACAGACAUUUUGUCUGGUAGUUUUGCUAGGAGUGAACCUUUUUUGAGUUUGCGAGAUGCAGGCCGCCUGGCGGAGCUGAAAGCUCUCAAUGGUCCGCAAGAAGAUGCCAUGCAGAAGAGCAAAGUCGCCGAGUUGAACAAGGCGGCUCGCAAGAAGGACCACCUUCUGGCUUACAUCAAGGAUCAGGGCAUCAAGAUCUCCGGUCACGAGACCAUCGCACAACUGCUGGCCUUGGGUCAUCGCCACAUCCUGGAGAGUCACAGUCCCCGUGGAUCAGAAGUGAUGGGAUUUGGGAAACACUCCCAACUCACCUACUCAGAAGUGGCUCACCAAGACUGGCAAUACAUUCAGUGGGCAACCACCACUUACCAGGAGGCAGGGGGAGCUCAGGGCACCAGCGACUGGCGCCUCAAAAGGUUCGUGCAGUGGUACCAGAAGGGACAGAAGGGGAGCACCAAGCCCAAGAGCUCUUCCGCGAAAGAGCCAGUGAUCCCGAAGAAGAAGAAGAUCCCAGGUGCCUCAACGGACAGCUCAUUUGCCCUGAUCUCGGAGGGAGCCCUGCCGGACGACUCCUCAGAGAUGGAGAUGAUCUCAGAGACAGAGCUAGAGAUCCAACAGCUGGAGAGCAGGCUUCGAGACCUUCAGAGAUCCAAGAAGGAGCGCCGCCCAUCUCCAGAGAAGCCACCACCAGCUGCCGUGCCACAGUGA